Molecule: messenger RNA, 1554 nt
Organism: Recurvomyces mirabilis
Lineage: Eukaryota; Fungi; Ascomycota; Dothideomycetes; Mycosphaerellales; Teratosphaeriaceae
Exons: 2
Coding region: 1-1554 (517 amino acids)
Biological process (GO): transmembrane transport
Cellular component (GO): plasma membrane
Molecular function (GO): transmembrane transporter activity
Source: RefSeq, a predicted model, not a curated record
AUGCAGUCCUUCUUCCAACAGUCGCGCCUGCGAAGGGAUCUGGCGCGCCGAGGACAGUCUAACAAAGCACCGGUCGAGGCUGCAGAGCAACCCGUCAAAUAUGAACCUAUGGAGAAGGAUGCAUCAGACGCUUUCUUCCUCGUCGAGUUCGAGGGCCCGCACGAUAGCCUCAACCCGCAGAACUGGCCCACAUGGAAGAAGGUUUCCACCAACAGCAUGACCGCUGCUGUGGCUUUUAUAUCUGGCUUCGCUUCAUCGAUUGAGUCCCCAGUAAUACCACAAGCAGCAAGGGAGUUUCACGUUAGUGAAGAGGCAGAGUCUUUAGCAACGGUGCUCUUCUUGGUUGGGUUCGGAGCCGGUGCACCCUUGGCCGGACCACUCUCCGAGACGUUCGGUCGAAAUUCCGUCUAUAUCACCUUCAUGAUUCUGUUCUGUUGUUGGAUUUUGGGGACUGCACUCGCGCCGAACUUUGGUGCUCAGCUAGUCCUCAAGUUCCUGGCUGGGUUUUGCGGCUCCACUGCCUUCACGACUGCAGGAGGAACACUCGGUGAUUGCUUCGAUCAUCAGAAACGCGGGAAGAUCUUUCCGUACUUCGGCAUGAUUGCGCUGCUUGGACCCAUGAUCGCUCCAGUGGCUGGGGCGUACGUAGGCUGGUCUGGGAUGGAUUGGAGGUGGGUAGAGUGGAUUGCUCUGUGCAUUUCUGGGGGUCUACUCAUCAUCAUGAUACUGUUCUUGCCAGAAACAUAUGCGCCUACCAUCCUCACAUGGAAGGCGAAAGCACUUAGAGCGAAGACUGGAGAGACUCGUUGGAAAAGCCCGCAGGAAUCGACAACGCCAGUCAAUCUUGGCCGAAAGCUUGCACAAGCAUUGUACCGGCCUGUUGAGAUGCUGCUGACCGAGCCCAUCAUCGCUGUCCUGACCACUUACCUGACCUUUGUCUACAUCGUGUCAUUCAGCUUUUUCACAGGAGCUCCGUACAUCUUCACGGCUUCCUACGAUUUCAACCAGGGCAGCGCCUAUCUGAUGUUCGUCGCCACCUCUGUCGGUGUGUGCAUCUGCGGUCUAGCCACGCCAAUCUUCGGUAUCUUGAUCGGCCGGGAGUACAAGAAGGCAGCAGCCAACGGAAAAGAUCAUGCAGAGCCGGAAGCCAUGCUUUGGUGGGCAAUGGUCGCCGCACCAAUCCUUCCAAUCUGUCUCUUUUGGCUGGCUUGGUCAGAUUACCCGGAUUUCUCGUACUGGAGUCCGAUAAUUGCGUGCGCUUUCUUCGGAUUCACGCUGCUUGCGCUCUUCCUUUCGACAUACCUCUACAUCAUUCAAAGCUUCACAACAUAUGCGGCCUCGGCUCUCGUCGCCAUAACCCUUGUCCGCUACGUCGUAGCAGGGUCCAUGGUCUUGGUGUCGAUACCGAUGUACAAGAACCUAGGAGUACAUCAUGCCCCGACCGUGCUGGCAGGUAUCGCCACGGCUUUCCUGCCUGUCCCGUAUGUCUUGUACUCCAAGGGCAAGAGUAUUCGUGGUGCAAGUCGACGGAUCGGGACUGUUGAGAAGGUGUGA